Molecule: messenger RNA, 636 nt
Organism: Mytilus trossulus (common blue mussel)
Lineage: Eukaryota; Metazoa; Mollusca; Bivalvia; Mytilida; Mytilidae
Product: perlucin-like
Exons: 5
Coding region: 72-569 (165 amino acids)
Molecular function (GO): signaling receptor activity
Source: RefSeq, a predicted model, not a curated record
AAGUAAGGUCGAUACGUUGCAUUAUUUCCUUGUCUUAUCUAUCGUGACUUUUGUAUGUCACAUACAUAAGAAUGAUAAUGGACAUUCGUGUGGUUUUAUUUGCUGGAUUGUUUAUAACUGGUCUACAGUCGGAAUGUCUGAGAGGAUGGUUUCAUUAUGGAAAUUCAUGCUACUUCAUCAGUCACACACUGAAAACAUGGGUUGAUGCUGGGGGUUUCUGCAGAACAUAUAAUUCACACCUUGCAACUAUUGAGACAGAAGGAGAAAAUAUAUUCCUAACGGACACUAUUGCACUAAUUCAGAAUGGAGUCGGCAAAAGAGAGGACAUUUGGAUAGGGGGAACAGACGAAGUUAUUGAGGGUGUAUGGGUAUGGGCAUCAACAGGAAAAGACUUGACAUACACUAACUGGGACGCAGGUCAACCAGAUAACGUGAAUUCAAUUGAAAACUGUUUGUCUCUUGUAUGGUGGAGUAUGCCUGAAUGGAAAUGGAAUGAUUGGUAUUGUAGCCGUAAUUGCCACUUUAUAUGUGAAACAGAAUUCCCAGCUUCAGGAAGCAUAAUUGGAUAAAAGGCAGGCCUAGGCUGAUAUAGAAUUUAUGUGGAAAUUCAAUAAAAAUUUUGAUGAUUUUGCACAU